ACAGCCAGAUGAUAACUUCAGUUCUGCUUUAUGUAUUUUGAAUAAUUUUUAGUACCAUGCUACCAGUUAAUUGGAUACGAUGUGCCUUGUUUCCAACGUUACUGUUUAGUCCCCAUCAGUCUCCAGGAACAGAUGCCAGCGGGAGCAGAAGUAAGACUAUAUUUAAGUGUUAACUAUAUUGAUUGUUUCAAACAGCUCUUGAAAAAGAGACACUGAUGUUGAACCCGCCCGCCCGCCCUCCCCUUGCCGGGUAAUAAAGGUGGAUAAAAUGUGAAAUAAGUCCUUGUGUAAUUUUUUGUUUGUUUUCUUUUCCCACGUUUCCGAUCACGAGAGAAAUGUUUCGUUCAAAUGUCGUACUAUUCACGAACAUUAACGUCUUGGAAAAAAGAGACUUAUGAAUUAUCUAAAGAGAAACUCGUGGCCUGAAUUGGGAAAUCAAAAUAAACAAGCUUGGGUCCCGUUCACACGAAUCCUGAUACUUUUGAAACCGCCGCAAACUCCACACGAACCGCACGAACCCUUUAAAAAGGCAGUUUCAAAAAUGUUCGAAAUACAUACUGAAUAACAUUUUUCAUACUUUCUUUAACAAAGACGAUGGUAAGACGUGCUUAAAUACCAUGAUAUAAAAUAUUAAUUUGAUUUACCUGUCUAGAUUUUUAAAAAGGAGAGCUGGCUGGUACUCUGUAAUUUCUCCCUCUCUCUAAGCUUGUUUGUCGAUUUUUGUUGUUACUUUCUUGGCGUAGCUUACUGUGAAACUCAGAAAACCGUGAACACCAGAAAUAUUUAUGGAAUGUUAUUGUGUUGCGACGAAAUAGCCAAUAAGGCAUGAGAAAACCAAACCGCAAACAGCAACGGUAGUUAGUUUGUGGUUUCGAGGUUUGCUCGCGUGUCUUGAAGUUUAUUGUGAUUGGUCACCACACAAUCAACAUUCCUGAAAUUUUUCAUGUGUUCACAGUAAGACUUGCUUGAAAGGAGUGUAGCAAAAUUUCGUGGGUCGUGGGUAGUGGGUAGAGGUCGUGGGUGUGGGUCGUGGGUCGUGGAUCGUGGUUGUGGGUGUGGGUAAAUGUCGUGGGUAAAAAAAUAUCUUCCAAACAAAGUAAAAGAUUAAAAAUUAAAUAGCAAAAAGUUGUAAAAUUCAUGAAACGAAAAUGUCUGCGUACAUACCAGUCCUAUUCCCCUUCCCCGCGGUCGGCAAAGCUAAUAAGCGAAUCCUUCAGUGCAAACAAACACUAAAAUGGCAUUUAGGUGAAAAAUUACCGAAAAAAAACUCUUUAUACUAUGUAAACCUGAAGCAGGCUAUAGAAAAACUGGAGACUGAACUGCUUUUUUCGUAAAGAUGUCAACAUUCGUGACUGAAACGUCCUUUCAGUUUAAGGAAUGAUAUGUCGAAUCGCUACAGCAAAGAUUUUGUACGCAAAACAAAACAAAAAAAAUCGAAAAAAUUGUAUUUCCGUACGGCAAUAAAAUUUACAUACAGACUCGCAUUAACUUGAAAGGUUAGGAAUGAUGGUAGUUCCUUCGUAAGGUGAGAGACCUAAAACUUCUUUAAGAAAGAAGACUUCUAUCCAAAGAUAUGAAAUACCUCAAAAUUGUAUUUUUUUUUCCCUCCCCUUUCUCACGGUGAUCGCAUUCCAUCGUGUUAAAAGAUCUCUGCUGAUCAUUGGAAUUGUAGAUCGAAUAAAGAUUAAUAAAGAGCAGCUAUUUCCAUUCAGCGAUUCAGAGCUGUCUCAUACUUUCUGCAAAUUGCAGGUGUUAUUUAAGUCUGCUUCGUUCAUUUCGCGGCGAUAGCUCAGGUAAGGAUAACUCUUCAUCGGCAACAUGCCUUUCAUACAGUGAUGUUGUGAAAGGGGAGCCAAGUAGUCCCACGUAGCUAAGGAAAUAUCAGGAAAAAGGACGAAGAAGCCGUGACGAAAAAGGCAAUUAAGGAGUUUGAGAUUUUCGAUAAAUAUUUUACAACUUUUUUCUAUUUAUUUCCUUCUUUUUUUUUUCAAUUGCUUAACUUUACUUUAUCAUUUUUUCUAUACUUUUUUUACCCACGACAUUUACCCACACCCACACCCACGAACCACACCCACGACCCACGACAUUUAGCUACACUCGCUUGAAAGUCUCAGUUGAUAAAAAUUUUACCACUCCGUCCCCUCUUCGCCGUCCCCCCUUGGUCAUUUUCGUCCCUGUUUCUACGCAUGUCAUUUUACUCGAUAUUUUGUCUAAAACUAAAACCUUGACGUUUCUUUCCGCCUGCAAGCUUAUCAUUACAAAUGUUCGUGCUCUUAUGGAGACAAAGUGUAUAACCUGGCUCCUCUGCAAACAGAUGAAGGUGACGAUCCGAGGUUUGUAAAGCAUUAACGGCAUUAACGUAAGGUAGCAUUCCAGUAGUUCUGAGUAAACUGGGUCAAAUUUCCAAUAUAACGUAAACGUAAUCUAGCAGUAGAUUACUUACAGGGGAUAAGACCUCUUAACGCCCUGUCUUCUUUAUCCGAUUAAAUAUUUGUAACAAACUUUUCUCUUCUCAAACUAAUUAAUAAUUCAUAAAGAAAAUACAUAGGAAAGUAAUGUUAAAUGAGUGUUUGGAAAUCAGAUGAAAAACUGCUCAAUUUUACAUCAAUAAUUCUUCCUUCUAAAAUCAUUUUGAUUAAGAAAUAAUAUUUAGCUGCAAGCGCCUAUAAAAAGCGGGAAUUUUUGCGCGAAACACACACCUUUGUGGCUUCUGAUUGGACACAUCAUUUUUCUCACAUGCCGGUAAAAACAUCGUGAGCGAUUCUUAUUGCACGUAUCAUUUUCUCCUAGCUACACGUGUGAAAAUCAUCGUUCGCUCUUCUGAUUGACUAGAAUUCAUUUGCUUAUGAACACUUUACGAGCUAGCUUUUUGUUCAGCAUUUCUCAGUAUGGGGUGUCCGUAAAGUCGGGGUCUAUCUUUUUUUUUUUUUAGAGUUAGAGUUAGGGUUAGUAUACAUCCUAACCUUAACCCUAAACCCAGCCCUUGAACACCAUUCUUUUUAAAAAAAACAUACACGGUAGAACCCGACCCCGCGUUUUACUGACAUCCCUCGGUAUGUAUAUAAUCAAUAUCUUUAAGUCUAUAAUAAAUGCAAAACUAGUUAUUUAUACACCAAAAAUAAGAGAAACUGUUCUUAAUUACUGAUUUUAAAACAGGGUUUUUUACGUGGACGGCACGCGAAAUUGGAGGUACGGUUACAGUCCUUGUCGCUCCUUCUCCAUAGGCCCGAGUGAUGGUCAGUGUACCGGUGAUAAUGUAGCUGUAAGUAUUUAA
Porites evermanni is the source of this 3274-nucleotide messenger RNA. The record is from the annotation of a GenBank genome assembly. Lineage: Eukaryota; Metazoa; Cnidaria; Anthozoa; Scleractinia; Poritidae.